Prorocentrum cordatum is the source of this 480-nucleotide messenger RNA. NCBI's taxonomy places the organism in Eukaryota, Dinophyceae, Prorocentrales, Prorocentraceae. The record is from the annotation of a GenBank genome assembly.
AUGAUAACCCACGUCGUAUUCGUGGAGCGCCUCGUGCACGCGGGCCUCCUUGACCCUCGGGAGGCGGUGCUUGGCGCGGCCUGCGCGAGUGUUGACUUUGUGGAGCUGGUGAACACCGGCGCCACCCACCCGCGGGGCAGCGAGAGCAACUGCAUCACGAGGAGCAUGCGAUUGAACUCCGUUCUCGAAUUGAAGAUGCGCGUGAACGCGCAUACCAUACACAACGUCGCGUACAGCAGGGGCAAGAGCAGCUGGUACCAGUACAUGCUUGAGACCGCAAGGGACCUCCCGGAGAUAGCCACGGGCACGGCCACGUUCGCGGCGGACAGCACGGCGUGCAGCAGACCGGCGGUGCGGUAUCACCGCAAGCGUGGAGACGAUGAAGACGAGCAGAUGCCACACUGGAGGGCAGCGGCGCACACCAUUGCAUGCUGUGAGUGGAGCGCGUGCGGGGCUCCGGCCUGGCAACAUGUGGCUUGA